Molecule: messenger RNA, 519 nt
Organism: Colletotrichum paranaense
Lineage: Eukaryota; Fungi; Ascomycota; Sordariomycetes; Glomerellales; Glomerellaceae
Exons: 1
Coding region: 1-519 (172 amino acids)
Source: RefSeq, a predicted model, not a curated record
AUGAGGUGGGCUGCCCCUCACUUUCUCCACUCAAGGUACCAAGCGUUCCCGAGCUUUCCCCCUGCACCUACCAGCCAUGGGCCAUGGCACGCCGCACGUCGCACGCCGCACGCCACCCUCAACAGCAAGUGCAAGUGCCAGGAAGGAUUGAAGCAAGCAGGGCCCUGGGCAGGCAGGAAGCUGGCAACGGCGGGGCCGCGACGAUUUAGGUGGCAUGGAUGGUGGAAGGAAAGCUCAACCCGGCGCCCGGACCUUCCACCAAGAGCACUUUCCCGGACAGCAUCAAUGUCACAUCCCAUCUGUCUUGAUGGUCGUGGUGGUGGUCGCUGGUCCUGCACUGCUGCUGCUGUUCCCAGACUUUCACACCCACUCCUCGCUGUUCCAAGUCGCUCUCUGGUCUGUGCCCUCACCCGCACCGGCCAUGGUCCCUGGUGGGCACUUGGGCUGGAUUCCAUGGCUUUUUUGGGAGUAUCCUUUAUGGUAAAGUUGGGCAAAGUGUCGUCUGGAAUGCGUCGCUGA